GUUCCGGUAAAAGCCCUUACUCAAUAACGAAAAGAUUGGCUGGAAAAUUACGUGCUAAACUGAAGAAUCAGACCUCAAAGAAAGUGUGAAACAUCCAAACACUAGGUAUGCUAGCUCCAGCUUCCUACAAAACUUUUUGGUGUCAUGAUCAUGAAUUGUGCAAAGAGUCUUCCAAGUUACCAUAUAAGGCUUCUUAGAGGACUUAAACUCAAGUGAGAUUUUCCUUAAAAAUGGCAUAUGGUCUCAAUCUCAUCAUUAACAAUUUUCAUCUGUUUAGUUAGUACUUAUUUCUUUUACUUCAUAUGGUGGAUUAGCCCCAAUCUAAACUUCUAAACCCCAUCCCCAAAUCCAAAUCCAAAUCCAAAUCCAAAUGUGUUUUAGGAGUACAAUGCAUCAAUUGAGUCUUACUAGGCUCCCUUCAUGGUGGAGUCUGAUUCAUACCUUGAAACAUAUCAUACUUUCGUGAGAUGACUGGUGAACCUUGCUGCUAUAACCAACAUGGGAGGAGCUAGGAAGGAGCUGAUGUGUUAGUGUUUGAGAGCUAUAUCUAAUGGAUGUACAAGUGUAACAAGCCUCAGAUCAAUGCUAUCAGGAUCUAGGAAGGAGUUGAUUCCAUCUCCCUGCAUGCCACUUCUUCCUUGUUUUAUGAAAGUGAGCAAUGAUUAUGGUUUUCUGGUUUACACUGUUCAAAUUAUCUUAGGAAUUGAAGAGGAAAGGGAGGGAGAUUGGCCAUGGCAUUUGAACCUAACCAACAACAGGAGGUAUAUCAGGGAGAUUGAACUUGUGAAACAUGUAGACUUUUACAAGUUUCACUCAUCUAUUUCUUUUGGGAUAUACAACACAGGAAGUGAAGUAGGAAAGAAGAGGAUUUAGUAAGAGAUUGGCCACCAUUUGCCCCAGUUGUUCAUAAUGAUAUUGCAAAUGAUAUGCUGAUUUAUUGACAAGAGUUGAUGUUUAUUGCCCUUCCAUCAUUCUUAGGAUUGGUUCUGUGCUUUUUCUGGAAUGACAUAACUGCUACUGCAGCAUGCAUCAAAGGGGAAAGAUGGAAGCAUCAUGCUGGGGAAUUGGAUCUCGUCUUCCCAUCAUGAUGAUAGUUCGCAACAUCUUGCAAGAACUAAAGAUCAACCAUUACUGUUUUGAACAUAUACACAAUUGUCAAAAUAUCAAAAACAUGUUCAUAUAUCUAUUUAUGCCUUAUGGUGAACAGAAGGGAAAAACUCUUGACAAGAAACAGAGAUUUGACCCUAAAGAUUUUGCUGAUUGUGUUUUCAUUGGUUUUUACUGGGACUACCUAAUACAUGGAAUGAGAUUAU
Molecule: messenger RNA, 1313 nt
Organism: Rubroshorea leprosula
Lineage: Eukaryota; Viridiplantae; Streptophyta; Magnoliopsida; Malvales; Dipterocarpaceae
Source: the annotation of a GenBank genome assembly